CAGCAUCACAGCGGGAUUUAUUUAUGUCUCUGCCUCGUCAUAGGCGGGGUUUCAUUUAUGCUGCCCUUAAAGGAAGUUCUCUGAAUCAUGCCAGUGUCACUCAGGACCGACCAAACCGGAACAGCGACGCAUUUCGAGGAGUUUCUGUCUACCUGUCCGUCAGGUGCGGAUCAUCCAGCGGCGCGGCUCACCGCGGGGCGCGAAGCGGCUCCAGGCCGUUUCCUCAGCAGCGAUGUGUGACUGUCUGCUGGCGUGUGUGCGGCGGCUCCUCCCGGAGAAACCGAACCACGGAGACGGGAAUAACAAGGUGGAUGCUGACGGGAAGCCGGUCAGCCCGCAGCCGCCGCCGCAGCCGCCUCCUCCGCCGCCGGACAGGCCGGAGAGGCCGUCGGAAAACACCAUUUACACCGGGAUCUGGCCGUUCGACGCCCGGCACCGGAACGAGCUGUCCUUCCAGGUGGGGGACCUGCUGGAGGUCAUGUGCCGCAACGGAGACUGGUGGACGGCCAGGAAGAUCGAGAAGAACGGGCGCAUCCUGGGCACCGGGAUAGUUCCGCACAACUACCUGGCCAGAGCGGAGUCCCUGCAGAUGCAGCCAUGGUUUUUCGGGUCGAUGAGUCGCUUUGAAGCCCAAAACAUCCUAAUGGAGCCAACAAACGAGGAAGCCUCUUUCCUGGUUCGGAGAAGCGAGAGGGACAACAUCGGAUACGUUCUUUCAGUGAAAUCCAACAAUGCAGUCCGGCACUUUCGCAUCCUAAAUAAAGAAAGGAGUUUUUAUGUGGAGCAGAGUCAGAGGUUCAGUUCUCUGGCUGACCUGGUGAACUACUACAGCGAACACAGCCUCAACGACAUCGUCUCUCUGGGGAGUCCGUGCAACAAGAAAAAGCCAAACAUCGAAAAUAUCAGCCACUUGCUGGAUGAUUGGGUUCUCCCGAAAAACGAGUUCACCAUCGAGAACCAACUGGGCAACGGCUGUUUUUCGCAGGUCUUCCGCGGUCGCUGGAAGAACCACAUCAACGUUGCCAUCAAGGUCUUGAAAAAUGACUCUGUGGACAACACAGAGUUUCACAGGGAAGUAGAAAUCCUGAAGAGGCUUCACCAUCGUCACCUGAUCUCCCUGUUCGCCAUUUGCACCGAAUCGUCGCCGUAUUACAUCAUCACCGAGCUGAUGGAGAAAGGCAGCCUGCUGCAGUUCCUCAGAGGGGAUGAAGGACAAAAUCAAGACGCUGCGUCUCUGAUUGACAUGGCAACCCAGGUGACUGAUGGGAUGUCGUACCUGGAGGAGCAGAAGAGCAUCCACAGAGACCUGGCAGCUCGAAAUGUCCUGGUAGGAGAAGACUACAUCUGCAAGGUGGCCGACUUUGGGCUGGCACGACUCGUCAAGGAGCCGUUUUACAUCUCGGAAGAGAAGAAGAUUCCCUACAAAUGGUCGGCGCCUGAAGCCAUCAGCCACGGGAAGUUCUCCAUCAAGUCAGACGUUUGGUCUUUUGGGGUUUUGCUCUAUGAGAUUAUGACCUAUGGCAGUGUCCCAUAUCCAGGCAUCAACAACCGGGAAGUUUACAACAAAGUCAAGAGCGGCUACCGGAUGGAGGCACCCAACAAAUGCCCCAGCUUCGUCCACAGCAUCAUGCUGAAAUGCUGGCAGGAGCAGCCAGAGGACAGGCCGACCUUCAAAGACCUCAAGGACAUGCUGGAGAGAAGCUCCUAUGAGCUGGAUUCGCCACCAGGGGGCAGCAGGGAGCAGUAAUCUGUAUACAAACAUGGCCGCUGCUGUGACAGAGAAGUGAAAUACGGUAGUUUGACAGCCAAAACGAAGACUGGCUUUUACAGCUUUAAAGACUCUUCACAUCAUCACAACAAGAACAGAAUCUAAACCAGGGGUGUCCAAAGUACGGCUCCGGGGCCAUUUGUGGCCCUCAGAACAAUUUUGGACAGCCCUCGAUUUUUAUUCAAGAACACUCUAAAUUUGAUGUUUUUACUGAUGCCAGGUUGUUUAAAAAAAGAUACAAUGGAAAAUGCAAAGUCCAACACACAGCUUUGAAUUUAAUGUAAUUUAUUAAUAACAGGUAAAAAAAAACAAAAAAAAACAAUAAAAACAUCCAGUGGUUUUUACUAAAAUUCAGACUUGGGCCUGACCAUUUAGUAAACCUGGCAAAAACUAAACUAAAGACACAAAAACAAAUCUAGAAAAAGAUAACCAAUCUGAAAUAUGGUUUCUUGUUUUAAAUAUGGCAAACAUGCAUAUUUUGCCAUAUUUAUUGCAAAUUAUUGCAAAAUACGAUGCAUUUUCUUUGCAGGGUGAGUAUUUUUAUUUUUUUUUUAAUGUUUUUUUUUUUAACUGUAAUAAUUGUCAACAGAAAUCUGACAAUCAUUGUAGAGUUUCAUUAAAAUAUUAUGAGUUGAUUCUAUAAUUUAUUUAGCAGGCUAAAAUAAAAAAUAAAAUUGUUUUUCAAUUAAAAUACUCAAAGUGUUGUGGCCCCUGGAUCAGUUUCAACCUGACUUUUAUGGCCCAAAUGUCAAACGUUUGGACACCCCUGAUCUAAACUUUGCUCAAAAGGUCACUGAAGAUGCAACUUAUUAAUAAACUUUUACACUACUAGUGGGGAUGUUUAAGAAUGUGCAAUAGGAACGAUGUGAGUCGUCCAAAAGGGAUUCAUUUCUCUUUGUUUCUUCGUUCCUAAAGAGGAAACUGUAAAUAUUCUAGAGCUCAUGUUCAAGUCUCACUGACAGGUUUUAGUUAAUAUUACAACUUUCGGAUUGUGAAAUAAAUUUGUUGCAGCCAGUUUUAAAGCAACCAGACGUAAGUCCAAAUUUUUCCAAAACUUCAUUUUGUGGCCUUCAGAUUUGAACUCGGUGGUGAAAUCUGGAUGAUUCUCCUGCUGUGUUGCUCCACUGUGUCUGAACUUCCAGAGUAACUAAAACCUAGUUCAACUUUUUUAAAGUUACAAUGUCUAAAUUUGUCAUUUAGGGCUCUAUAUUUAUGUUUUUGUGCAAAUGUUGACAUUUUUAUGCAAUAAAAUAAUAAUAAUCCAAAAC
Messenger RNA from Gambusia affinis (western mosquitofish), 3036 nucleotides. RefSeq names its product PTK6 protein tyrosine kinase 6b (gene ptk6b). Lineage: Eukaryota; Metazoa; Chordata; Actinopteri; Cyprinodontiformes; Poeciliidae. The record is from RefSeq and is a predicted model, not a curated record. The transcript has 8 exons. Gene Ontology annotation, cellular component: extrinsic component of cytoplasmic side of plasma membrane. The coding region runs from base 233 to 1747 and encodes 504 amino acids. Gene Ontology annotation, biological process: cell differentiation; innate immune response; protein phosphorylation. Gene Ontology annotation, molecular function: signaling receptor binding; ATP binding; non-membrane spanning protein tyrosine kinase activity.